GAUGGCAGCAGAUUAUUGCGCUUUUUUCCCGUGCAUUCACGGGUCCGACAUUUUUCUUAAAAUUAAGCCUUUCUAUAAAUUCUCGGGUGAAACUUAUAUAAAAACAUUGGUUACGCUUCAGUUUUACGAACAGAAUUUAGCGCGUAUUUCAUUUCUUAAAUAAAAUGUGAUUAAUAUUGAAAUAAAUAGAAUACAUAACGAUUUUUGUAUAUUGAACUUGUGUCAAAUACGGUGAAAGACUAUAUAGAAAUUUUAAGUGAUGUCCUUAAAGGAUAUUUGAAUUCAUGUGAAAUAAAAAUUUAACAUUUUAUGAAUGAAUAUUCCAUUGUGAAUUGUUUAUUUAUAAACAUUUUUCUUUUUUAAACAAAAUAUGACAAUAAUGAGGGCAAUUGAUGAAAUGGAACAAAGAGAUCUCCCACAGGCUUUUCGCUUGCUUGGGGAGAUGAAUGCUAAUGUUUUACAAGUUAAUCAACUUGUAGACAAUAUGUUAGUCCGUGUCAAAAAUGGGGAAAUUUCUACGGACAAGGGUCUUAGUUUCCUAGAAAUGAAAUAUCAUAUGUUACUUUCUUAUCUGAUUAAUUUGACUUACGUAGUUUUGAGAAAAUGUUCAGGAGAACGUAUAGAAGGAGAUCCAUCAAUCGAUCGCUUAAUUGAAAUAAGAACUGUCCUAGAAAAAAUCCGACCAAUAGAUCACAAACUAAAAUAUCAAAUAGAUAAACUUGUUAAGACUGCAGUAACUGGUACUAUUAACAGUGAUGAUCCAACUAAUUUUAAAGCGAAUCCAGAUGCAUUUGAUAGUAAUGAUGAAGAAUCUGAUAGUGAUCAAGAUGGUAAAGUAGAUGGUUUUAAACCAACACAGGCAAGAAAAUCUAAUAUUUAUGUACCACCAAAACUUGCUGCGGUACAUUAUGAUGGAGACGAGACACUUGCUGAAAAAAUUCGCAAGUCAGGAGAAAGAGCUCGUAGGCGUGCAGUAUCAGGUGCUGUUUUAAGAGAGUUAAAAGAAGAAUAUUUAGAUGCGCCUAUUGAAGAUAAACACGGUUUAGGGGAAAAACAAGCUAGUCUAGGUCGAGAAAAUAAACGGAAGAUAGAAUAUGAAGAAAAUUAUAUGACGCGCUUACCUGUUACUAAACAAGAAAAACACAGACGUCGCCAAAUAACAACUCUUGGUACACUUGGAGAAGAAAUUACAACUUUCGGGGAAUCAUCUUCUGUAUCUGCUAAAAAGAGAAAAGCUCAGAAAAAAAGCAAAGCUAAAAAGAGUUUCAAGAAAAAACGGCAUCAUUAAAUCGAGUUUAUAAAAAUUUGAAAAAGCUGAAUUUCGUACAGCAUUAAUAAUUAAGGUAAAAUGCAAAUUUACUUCAAUUCUUCUUGACAAACGCAGAUGCCAUUAAUACUCGUUAAUAAGUUAAGCUAAAUAACUCAUAAACAACUAGUAAUAAAAACAACAAUCGUCAACGGUGAAAUAAAAUAGCACGAUGGUAAUUUAUUACUACAUAAGACAUACUAAUGGUCGUGUAAUUGAUAAUUAUAGUUAAUAAUGAUUUUAAUCUUUAAUUGUUGUCUAAAAUCAAUUUUUAUCUGUGGAGUUGAAAUGUUCCAUAAGUCACAAGAAACGAUAUUCUGACGAUAUUAAGUACAUGAAGAAUAAUGUCAAGGUACAUACGAGCUUAACUUAUAAAAGAAAAUUACGUGUAAUCGUGACACAAUUAAUCAAAUAAUGGAUUUCGGCUCCAAGAUCUAAAAUUGCAAGUUAAACGUACAAGUUGAAAGCAGAAAAAUUUUCUGCUUUAUUUUGAGAUAUUCUCCAGCUAUAGAUGAGGAAACCAGUAACAUAGCAGGAGGGAUGAUAUUGAAUUAAUUGUUACAGAAGCGUAAAAAUCACAAGACAUUCAAUGCAAAAAUUAGAAAAUUCAAAUUUAAUAAGGAAAAUGACUUUAGAAAUUGCAAAUAUUCUGCAACUUCUAAAUAUUGUUCAUCGUGCGAUAUCGCGUGUCUUAGGAUUUUCUCGCUAUUUUAGAGUAGUGUAGUAGUUAAUAGUUUUACUAUUAUAUGUAUGUUUCGUUUGUGUUUUCCCCUGGUAAACUGUUGAGGCUAUUAUAUCUUGAUGUGAGUCAUAUUUUAUGUUAAGUUUAAUUUUUUACAAUGUGUUUAUGCAUUGUAUUUAUUGUUUUAACUUUAGAUUGAUUUGGUUAAGUUGUUAAACUUAUAUUAAAAGUAAUAUAAGGAUAACACGAAUGUGUCAAAAUUCAAAAUUAAUAUUGUCAAUUUCUCGAUUUCUACUUAAGUUUACUGUAUUUAGUUUCUUAGAGAGGGGGUAUGUGUGAUAUUGAAAGAAAAACUAAUAUACGAAGACUAGAGCGAAAAUCACUUCUGCAAUAGAAUAAAGAGUUUGUACAAUCAAAUUGUAAAGAGCAUCCAUAUCUUGUGCUUAAAUAGGUUCCAUUUUUUAAAUAUUAGAUAUAACUUUGGGUAUCUUUUUAAACCCAAAUGUUUCCUUUUAAGAUAAAGGGAGAAUGAUGGUAAAUACAUUUAAUGCAGAUCAUAACAUGGAUAUUUGUAUCCAGUAGUCGUUCCUGCAGAAGUGAUCCGCAUUACCUUCAAAAGUACUAAUUCGCUAUAUGCUAACCAAGGGCUCAACCAUCCAUAGAUGUUAUAUUUUUUACAAAAGUGUUCAUAGAUUGAGCCAACUUGGUAAUGCAUAAUGUUACAUAUGCCCUCUCUUUUUCAAUCUGUGAAGACGAUUAAAAUGUGAUAAAUUAUUCAUCAAAUAAUAGUUAAAGAAACUAACAGAAUAGCACAAUUGCUGGGCAUUAUUUACAAGUGCUAGCAAGCCUAAUGUCAGCAGCCUUGUCGUAUUUGGUAAUGAAGUUGGAAUACUGAAUAGCGGGAAGAUUUUGAUUAAUGAUGUCAAGGUAUACUUACAAAAUCUCAUGCCUGUUUAAUAUAUGGCAUGCACAAAAUAAUUAAUGAAAAAUUACAAUCGGUUUCAAAAUUUGCCCGACAUUUAGUUUUCUCAUACUUUAUACAUAGAUGAUAAUUUUUGAAGCACACUUACAACUGAAAUAACUGUAAGUCCAAAAUACUACAUACUAUACUCGUGUGUGUGCGUGUGUGUGUGUGUAUAUUUAUAUAUAUACAUAUAUACAUAGUGUAUAUUCUUCAUUUCUACAUUCUGAACUGUUUAUAAAUGCUCAUUGAAAAAUAUCAUGCUGUUUGCAAUAAGUAGAGAAGAAAUUUCAGUUAAAAGAUUUAUGAUUACAUCUGUUUAUUAAAGAUAAAUUUUCCUAAUAUGUUUUACAUAUUUUGGACUUAUAGUAAAAGUGUAUGGGUGUGAAAAAUAUUCAUAUGAGACACAUAUCCACACACAACAUAUAGCAGCAAAGUAAUAGGGUUACAUUGAAUACACUACCUCAAAUCAAUAGAAAUAUGGAUUUACAAUAAUAGAACUGCGUCAGUUGCGUUUACAUUGUUGUGUUAUUGUUCAUUUACACAUUUACUGAUACGGUAAUUUUGUUGUGAAAUAUAAUGGAACAUAUUAUGCCUUAUGAAGAGAAGUAUUUAGAGUUUGUUAUCUUUGACCUGCAUAGCAGGUAUGAAUUUUUUAGCAAUGUACAAAGGAAGCACAAAGUAUGUAAACGUUACUGCGGGCAGGGAGUUUAAAGUAGUCCUUCAAAUCCAACAACGCUGCCGAAUAACAAACUAAAAAAAGGAGAAACAAAAUAUCUUUGCAGCAAAAACGAGUAUAAAAUGAUUUAUUGACUAAUUCAUAGUCUGAAGAAUGUAAUGUUUCAUUUAUUGAUGAAUUUUCUAUAAUUUAUGUACUAAGACAAUUCAGUGUAUGUGAGAGAGCGAAAGUGAACGCGUACGAGAGAGAGAGAAAGGGAGAGAGAGAGAUUUACCUGUAUAUUACAAAUGGUUAUUAUGAAUGAAUUAUUAUUAUAAAUUAAUAUUAUAAUUAUGAUUAUUCUGAUUAUUAUUAUAUUAUCAUUAUCAUCAUCAUCAUCAUCAUCAUCAUCAUGUAGAAUGCUUCUUACUGACUGAAUAAAAUGUUUUCAAUGUCAAUAA
Molecule: messenger RNA, 4068 nt
Organism: Bombus pascuorum
Lineage: Eukaryota; Metazoa; Arthropoda; Insecta; Hymenoptera; Apidae
Product: neuroguidin-A
Exons: 4
Coding region: 371-1288 (305 amino acids)
Biological process (GO): maturation of SSU-rRNA from tricistronic rRNA transcript (SSU-rRNA, 5.8S rRNA, LSU-rRNA)
Cellular component (GO): small-subunit processome; nucleolus
Source: RefSeq, a predicted model, not a curated record